AGGAAGCUGCGUUCAAAAAGUCCGCCUCUCCGUCCCGCUCUGCUGGGAGCUUUUCUGGUUGGUCGCCAGCAUCGUCCCGCUCCUCUCCGCGGACAUAUAAAGCAGCUUUCAGCCGCUGCUGGUCACAUUUUCUCGAGUCUCGUCUCCAGAAACAAGCAGCAACGAAAUGAGUGGCCGCGGAAAGACCGGAGGAAAAACCCGAGCGAAGGCCAAGACCCGCUCCUCUAGAGCCGGACUCCAGUUCCCGGUGGGCCGCGUUCACAGGCUGCUGCGCAAAGGCAACUAUGCGGAGCGGGUCGGUGCCGGAGCCCCCGUCUACCUGGCCGCUGUGCUCGAGUAUCUGACCGCUGAGAUCCUGGAGCUGGCUGGGAACGCCGCCCGCGACAACAAGAAGACCCGCAUCAUCCCCCGUCACCUGCAGCUGGCCGUCCGCAACGACGAGGAGCUCAACAAGCUGCUGGGUGGAGUCACCAUCGCUCAGGGUGGAGUGCUGCCCAACAUCCAGGCGGUGCUGCUGCCCAAGAAGACCGAGAAGGCCGCCAAGGCCAAGUAAACCUGCUGCUGUUGCUCGGCAACAAACACACAACGGCUCUUUUCAGAGCCACACA
Molecule: messenger RNA, 608 nt
Organism: Xiphophorus hellerii (green swordtail)
Lineage: Eukaryota; Metazoa; Chordata; Actinopteri; Cyprinodontiformes; Poeciliidae
Product: histone H2A-like
Exons: 1
Coding region: 167-553 (128 amino acids)
Cellular component (GO): nucleosome
Molecular function (GO): structural constituent of chromatin; DNA binding; protein heterodimerization activity
Source: RefSeq, a predicted model, not a curated record